AGUCAUAUUCUCUCUCUCUCCCUCUCUCUCUCUCUAGUCUCUCAUCUCUCUCCCACACACAAUCUCUCUCACAGCACUAUCUCUCUCUGUAGAUAUACCAUUAUAUAGGGGUAUCAACUAUGCCACUCUACCCCUAUGAUCAUGAUGUUUGAUUGUCAUUUCCCAACAUCACUACCAAUUAUUUUUCCUCAUAUCUCGAAUUUUGUUUGAUACAUAAACAAAUCUCUUGUCUAUAUAUUCAUAUAAACAAACUGAAAACUGACAGAGUUUCAUCAAUGGGUAAAAUCUUUCUGAUCUCUUUGGUUUUUGUUUAGAUCAAAAAUAUCUUCCAAACAGUUGUCUUUUUCCUUGUAUUCCCUUCACUCUUUCCCCACUUCAGAUAUCCUAAAGGUCAAAACUUUGAUCAGAUCUUUCAAUUUCUCAACACAAAAAUCAAAAACUCACCAAAAAGAUUCAAACUUCAGCCAAGAAAUCAAGAACUUACCACAAAGAUUGAAACUUUAGCCAAGUACUUGCCAGAAAGGUUGAAACUUUAGCCAAGAAAUCACUAUAAAGAUUGAAACUUUAGCCAAGAAAUGCAAGACCCAUCAACUUAUUCUCAGAUCAAUCUCCAAUUCCCUGAGCAAGAACACUUGAAAUGCCCAAGAUGUGAUUCUUCCAACACUAAGUUUUGCUACUACAACAACUACAAUCUCUCUCAGCCACGCCAUUUAUGCAAGAACUGCAAAAGGUACUGGACUAAAGGGGGCACUUUGAGGAACAUUCCUGUGGGUGGGGGUAGCAGGAAAGUCACUAAACGCAGCUCAAACCCGAAAAAAUCGACAAAUUCUAAGUCUACACAGGAGAAACAAGAACCCCUUUCAGCUUCUGCAUCAGUGAUCAAUACUAAAGAUCAGGAUGGUUCUUUGCUUGAAAUUGGUGGGACUUUUAGCUCACUUCUUGAGGUGAAUAAUGGCCAGUUUGGGAAUAUGAUAGAGGGUUUGAAUGCUAGUGGAUCACCUAGUUUGCAAUUGGGGGAUUUUUCGCAGAAUCAGAGCAAUUCUGGGCUGGGAUCAAGCUUAGUUGCUAACCCUUUUGUUGAAUUUGGAAAUAACAAGGAUUCAGAGGGGUUUUUGGGUGUUCAACAUGAUCAAGAUUCGAGUUCUUGGAGCGGUACUAGUGGGGAUCCUGAUCUUGCUAUGUACACACCAGGUUCGAGCUUUUCAGUAGAUAAAAGUUUCAAUCUUUGAUGGAGUUACUUAUAUAAUCUUAUAUACAGUAUUUACUAAGAUUUCUCAUCUUGGUUUCGCUGCUAGUGAUGGUUGUUUUUUAAAGAAGCCUUAUCGUCUACUGAUAUAUUAUAUACCUAUACUAAUAUAUGUAAUGCAAGAACAGAUUAGAGAUGUGUUUUGUUAACUUUGUUGAAGAAAAACUCGAGUACUUGUUCUAAGUUUAUCACAUUGCAGUGUUACGGUUUGUAUGAACAUUUGCAACUUUAAAUUAUCACUGAGAAUGAUAUUGUGUUGUGAC
Messenger RNA from Daucus carota subsp. sativus, 1509 nucleotides. RefSeq names its product dof zinc finger protein DOF3.1. Bases 576 to 1229 code for a protein of 217 amino acids. Gene Ontology annotation, molecular function: DNA binding; DNA-binding transcription factor activity. NCBI's taxonomy places the organism in Eukaryota, Viridiplantae, Streptophyta, Magnoliopsida, Apiales, Apiaceae. Gene Ontology annotation, biological process: regulation of DNA-templated transcription. The transcript has a single exon. The record is from RefSeq and is a predicted model, not a curated record.